Messenger RNA from Eruca vesicaria subsp. sativa (arugula), 904 nucleotides. The record is from the annotation of a GenBank genome assembly. NCBI's taxonomy places the organism in Eukaryota, Viridiplantae, Streptophyta, Magnoliopsida, Brassicales, Brassicaceae.
CUCAUUGUUUCUUCAAAUUGCAAUUCAUCUUCUCGAUUAUUCAAACCUCAGCAGAUCCGUCUUUAAUUUGUUUUUCUUUUGCUCCUUUUGAUUCCGCGUGGAGAUGGCAUCGAAUCUUCACAGAGGCGGUACGCAUCUUCCGUACAGAUCCAGAGAUGGGCUUAGCACUAGAAGUGGUACUGGUUCAGAGGAAAUCCAGCUAAGGAUUGAUCCCAUGCACUCUGACCUUGAUGAUGAGAUCUCAGGUCUCCAUGGUCAAGUCAAACAAUUGAAAAAUAUUGCUCAAGAAAUUGGGUCAGAAGCAAAGUUUCAGAGGGACUUCUUAGAUGAGCUGCAAUUGACAUUGAUCAGAGCGCAAGCUGGGGUGAAGAACAACAUAAGGAAACUAAACUUGAGCAUUAUACAGAGUGGCAACAACCAUAUCAUGCACGUGGUUCUAUUCGCGCUGUUCUGCUUCUUUAUUCUAUACAUGUGGUCCAAGAUGUUCAAAAGAUGAAAAGACUCGUGAUUGCAUCAGAUGGUGUUACUCCAGAAAAAAAAUUGAUGGAAUUUUGGAAAGUUGUAGAAAUAUCUUUUAGUAACUGACAUUCUUGUGUGGUUCUUCUCGUUUAGUGUUUAUAUAGAGUGCUAAUUUUGAACAAUUCAUAGAAUCAAGCAAGAUUAUGUCACAUAACCACCGCUUGAGAUACUUGUAGCCUUCUAUUUCAUUUCUUUGUUAGACUGAUUUAAAACCUGGUUUUACAUAACCUGAUUCAUGAGCAAUUGUGACAAUGGUGUGUAGUAUGUACUAGUCCCUACGGACUACGAACAUUAUGAUAGAAGCUAGCUUCCUACUUUGACAUCAUGUCUUGUCUGCAAACAUUACCGAUACAUUCAUUGUACACAUGGACAAGAUUGAGCUCUA